Messenger RNA from Cercospora beticola, 1530 nucleotides. Its product is annotated as alpha-N-arabinofuranosidase. Gene Ontology annotation, biological process: polysaccharide catabolic process; L-arabinose metabolic process. NCBI's taxonomy places the organism in Eukaryota, Fungi, Ascomycota, Dothideomycetes, Mycosphaerellales, Mycosphaerellaceae. The record is from RefSeq and is a predicted model, not a curated record. Gene Ontology annotation, molecular function: alpha-L-arabinofuranosidase activity.
AUGACAACUUUCACCAAGCUGGAGGCCGGCGAACAGCCUUCGAUCUCAGUAUACCCGAAUCGCAAGCUAUCCAAGAUUAACGACAAUGUUUUCGGAGGGUUUACCGAGCACAUGGGCCGCUGCAUAUACGGCGGACUGUACGAUCCUGACAACCCGAACAAAGAUCUGAUCGAUGAAAAUGGCUUCAGGGUCGAUGUCAUUGAAGCAAUGAAGGAGCUCAAUGUACCCAACAUACGAUAUCCCGGUGGAAACUUUCUGGCGACCUACCAUUGGAUCGAUGGCGUUGGUCCGAGAGAGAAGCGACCGAAAAGACCAGAACUUGCGUGGCUUGGGAUAGAAAGCAACCAGUUUGGGACGGACGAGUUCAUGAAAUGGUGCGAGCUCGUGGGAACGGAACCGUAUCUUGCGCUCAACUUCGGAACCGGCACUCUCGAUGAAGCCAUGGCAUGGCUUGAGUACUGCAACUCGUCUCAAGACACGCACUACGCCAACCUGCGGAGGAGCCAUGGUCGCGAAAAGCCGUAUGGUGUCAAGUAUUGGGCUCUCGGCAACGAGUGCUGGGGCCCAUGGCAGGUAGAGCAAAUGACCAAGGAAGACUAUGCCAAAAAAGCCUAUCAGUGGGCCAAGGCGCUGAAGCUCAUCGAUCCUUCCAUUACACUUAUUCUAUGCGGCGAGACGGGACACUCAGAGUGGGACUUCCACGUGUUGAAGGAGUGCAUCCGAUGGGACCAGCAUGCUUUGGGAGCAGGUAAUGUGACUGCGAGCUUAAUCGAUCUGCACAGUAUCCACAUCUACACCGCCAGCGAGGAUCCAGUAAAGAAUGCUUUGGCUCCGAGGUCUGCUGAAAGGGCGAUAGAGAUCGCGUCAGGCCUCAUUGAUUUGGCGAGGAUCCAGAACGGCGUGCCAGCCUCCGUUCCUGGGCAGACAAUAUGCUUCGAUGAGUGGAACGUUUGGGAUCCGCAGCGAGCUCCAGGAGAUCUGGGUGCCGAGGAGAAAUACACGCUGUCCGACGCUUUGGCCGUGGCAGUUUGGCUCAAUGUCUUCGUCCGGCAGAGCAAGUAUGUGGGCAUGGCUAAUAUUGCUCAAAGCGUAAACGUCAUCUCGCCGCUGAUGACUUCAAAAGAAGGAGUGUUGAAGCAGACAACGUGGUGGCCGUACCUCCUGUUCUGCAAGUAUAUGCGUGGACACACAAUCGCAACUCAUGUCAGUUGUGCAGCUUAUGAUGGUGAGACUCAGCCCAAGUGGCUGCAGGCUGCCUCGGAAUUGCCUUGGCUGGACGUGUCUGCUGCGAUCAGUGAAGAUGACUGGGUCAGCUUGGUGGUUAUAAAUGUGCAUCUCGAGCAGGACUUUGACGUUGCCCUCGAUGGUGUCAGCGGGCAAGUUCAGGUAUACACUGUUACUGGUAAACAGUGGGAUGUUGUCAAUACGGAAGGCGAGCAGAACGUUGGUAUCGUUGAGAGCCAGUGGGACGCUGCUGAGGGAUACACAUUCUCAAGGCAGAGUAUGACAAUGCUGCGAUGGAAAAUAUAG